Messenger RNA from Pyricularia grisea, 1659 nucleotides. RefSeq lists its product as uncharacterized. The coding region runs from base 1 to 1659 and encodes 552 amino acids. NCBI's taxonomy places the organism in Eukaryota, Fungi, Ascomycota, Sordariomycetes, Magnaporthales, Pyriculariaceae. The transcript has 4 exons. The record is from RefSeq and is a predicted model, not a curated record.
AUGCAGAUUUCUUUAACGGCGGCGCUCUCGUGGCCUGCACCGAACCUAGAGAACCCUGAGACUCUGGCGCCUGCCAACACGGUCAUCAUCACCACCCUCCAUGUCAUCGUAACGGUCUUGCUUGUCAUACGGUUAUAUUCCCGUCGGCAGCUGUCGGGUGGAUUGCGCUUGGAUGAUCUUCUCAUCGUCUUGGCAUACAUCCCCACGACCCUCUACGCCGCCGGUGGUAUACAUCAGGAGCUAGCACUCAAGAUAGAUAGGCACGUAUGGGAUUUUCCUACAGAGAAUACCGUGCCUGCGUACAAGAGCGCUCUUGCUGUUGGCAUCUUGUUCGCCGCUGCAACAACCUUGACGAAGCUGUCGAUGCUGAGUCUCAUCUAUCGCAUAACCUCUGCAGCUAAUCAACAUGUCACCCGGUGCCUCGUACUGCUGGUCAUCACCAUCGUCGCGGUUGAUGGCGUCGUCUUUAUACUAGUGGAGCUCACGCAGUGCAUGCCCUUGUCCCUCUUUUGGACACCAUCCUUCACACCCCAAAACUGUAUCAACCAGUCGGACCACCUUCUUGCUGCCGGCAUCAUCAACACUUUUACAGACUUUAUUAUAGUGCUGCUCCCAAUAAGGACGAUACUCGGCUUGAACUUGCCCCGGCGCCAGCUUGUCGGCAUACAAGUGCUCCUCGGUGGUGGUGUGCUAGCCACCAUUGUCGGAGCCGUCAGGGUCUACUUCACCUGGGAAUCUAGCCACGCCGCCGACGGCGACAUCACCUGGCGUUCGCAUCUUGUUAUUGCUCUAAGUGCCCUGGAGCUAUACAUUGGAAUUUUCUGCGCAUCACUCCCCGCCACAAAACCCUUCUUCGAACGCCUCGGACCCAAGCUCUUUAGUUCAUUCAGAUCCAUGUCGGUCGUCGAGCCGCUCAGCAUCAAGAAAAGCCAUUCAAAGCCCGAGGACGAGGAGAGCGCCAUCGGAUCCGCCAACCUCACUGUACGACAGAGCAGCUGGGGAAGCACCCCUGUGGCUUCGUUAAAGUCGCCCCCGCCCGCUUAUACUCAGGCGCCCAAGAAGUUCGCCAAGCCGUCGUCCAGGUCUUUCCUGCCUUAUAUUGGGACCCAGCAACAAAAGUUUGCUUGGAAACCUCUCAUAUCCCCACCCGUCAUCACGUCGCCCAUCACACCGACCUUUCGCGUCAGGAACAACAACAUGCAGUCGUUGCAGUCGGCCAUGGCCAUGCCGACGCCCUCCUUCACCUCUAACACCAACCCCCCAGUUUCGGUCAGCACUCCGGGGCCGUACCCGGCCAAGGGCGCCGCCGCCGUCCCUGCCUCCACAAACUCGAGCAUGACGUCCCUGAACCUCAACAAGCCUCUCCCAAAAGUGAAUGCGCCGCUGGAGCCUGAAUGGCGCAACACCCGGGCUUCAAAAACGCAGUCGUAUCCCAUGCAACAGAGCAACCUCUCCAAGGAGCGCAUCACUUCCCUCAGGCCACCACCGCCACCGCCAGUCGCAACAAGCAGGAGAGGACCAAACUUGAGCGUCCCGUCAUACGCGACCCUCUCCAAGCCUGUCUUCUCGGCCCACUCGUCCAGCGUCUUUGACUUUGUCGCGCACGACGACGGCCACAUUUCUGUACACAAAACCCCACGAAUCCCCGAGGAGCGGUGA